Acanthosepion pharaonis is the source of this 2019-nucleotide messenger RNA. Lineage: Eukaryota; Metazoa; Mollusca; Cephalopoda; Sepiida; Sepiidae. The record is from the annotation of a GenBank genome assembly.
AUGUGCGCUGUCUGUGCAAGGAAUAGGCGGCGGCGGUUUGGGCGACGGCGGCGGCGGCUGCUUGUAGCGGUUCAAGUCAAAAGCGAAGACACCUCCACACCCACUGUUAUUUCGGUCUCUACCUCCGUAAUUUUUCAUUCUACUCUUCCCACCCACUCACCGUUUUUCUUUCCUUCUUUCUUUCUUUCUUUCUUUCUUUCUUUCUUUCUUUCUUUCUUGAACUUACCGUUUUUCUUUCUUCCUAUCUUGUACUCACCGUUUUUCUUUCUUUCUUUCUUUCUUUCUUUCUUUCUUUCUUUCUUUCUUUCUUUCUUACACACAUGUUUUUUUUCUUUCUUCCUAUCUUGCAUUCACCGUUUUUCUCCUUUUCUUUCUUUUUCGUUCUUCCUUUCUUUCUUUUUUCUUUCUUUUUUUUUCUUUCUUUCUUGCCUUCACCGUUUUUCUUUCUUUCAAUUUUUGCACUCGUCAUUUUCCUUUCUUUUUUGCACUCACCGUUGUUUUUCUUUCUUUCUUUCUUACUUUCUUUCUUUUUUGCUUUCUCAUUUGCAUACACUGUUUUUCUUUCUAUCUUUUUUUGCACACUCCGUUUUUUUCCUUUAUUGCUUUCUUUCUUUCACCGUUUUCCUUUCUUUCUUUCUUUCUUUCUUUUUUUUUUCUUUCUUUCUUUCUUUCUUUCUUUCUUUCUUUCUUUCUUGCACAUAUCUCACCGUUUUUCUUUCUGUCUUCUUUUUUGCACUUGCCAUUUUUUUUUCUCCCUUUCUGACUUUUACUCGUUUUUCUUUCUUUCUCUUUUGCACUUACCAUUUUUCUUUCUUUCUUUCUUUCUUUCUUUCUUUCUUUCUUUCUUUCUUUCUUCUUUCUUUCUUUCUUGCACUCACCACUUUCUUUCUUGCUUGCACUAACCUUUUUUCCUUUUUUUUUCUUUCUUUCUGGCACCCGCCGUUUCUUUCUUUCUUUCUUUCUUUCUUUCGUUCUUUCUUUCUUUCACUUGUUUUUCUUUCUUUUUUGCACUCGCCGUUUUUCUUUCUUUCUUUCUUUCUUUCUUUCUUUCUUUCUUUCUUUCUUUCUUUCUUUCUUUCUCGCACUGUUUUUUUUAUUUUUUUUUUCUUUAUUUCAUUUUUUCCUACUCUCAAUCCUCUCCCUCCCUCGAGUCGUUUCCCCGACCCCAACUUUCCAUUGCCUUUACCCCGCCUACUUCCUUCUGAGUUGUUGUUUGUAGCAAAUCUCGGGUCACGUGUUCGCAAACGUUCGACCGGGGAAACGUUACUCCUGCUUGUCUCUGUUCGAUUGUGUUCCUCACAUUUUGUGCCUAAUAGACAUUACUCCUUCUUUUCUCUGUUCGAUUGUGUUCCUUACACUUUGGGCCUGAUAGACGUUACUCCUGUUUGUCUCUGUUCGAUGCUGUUCCUCAAUGUUUAUCCCGGAUAUACGUUACUCUUGCUUGUUGCUCUUCGAUGCCGUUGUUUAUUCCUUGUAGACGAUACUCCUGCUUGUCUCUCUUCGAUAUUGUUCCUCACUGUUUGGCCCUACUUCUCUCUGUUUAAAGUACUUUCUCACUCUUCAUCCUUGAUAGACGUUACUCCUACUUAUACUCACUGUUUGUCCCUGAUAGAUGUUACUCCUGCUUGUCUCUAUUCAAUGGUGUUCCUCACUCUUUGCCUUGAUAGACAUUACUCUUGCUUCUCUCUGUUCGAUGCCGUAACUUACUCUUUGGUCCUGACAUUACUCCUGCUACUCUCUAUUCGAUUAUGUCCCUCACUCUUUGGCUCUGAUAGACAUUACUCCUGCUUCUCUCUAUUCGAUUAUGUCCCUCACUCUUUGGCUCUGAUAGACAUUACUCCUGCUUCUCUCUUUCGAUUAUGUCCCUCCUCUUUGUCUCUGAUUAUCCCUCUCUCUAUUCGAUUAUGUCCCUCACUCUUUGGCUCUGAUAGACAUUACUCCUGCUUCUCUCUAUUCGAUUAUGUCCCUCACUCUUUGGCUCUGAUAGACAUUACUCUCUAUUCUUCUCCCUCAUUCUGA